Messenger RNA from Anoplophora glabripennis (Asian longhorned beetle), 6817 nucleotides. It is a transcript of the gene Fs, whose product is annotated as follistatin. The record is from RefSeq and is a predicted model, not a curated record. The transcript is spliced from 7 exons. Lineage: Eukaryota; Metazoa; Arthropoda; Insecta; Coleoptera; Cerambycidae. Bases 374 to 1339 code for a protein of 321 amino acids. Gene Ontology annotation, biological process: anatomical structure development. Gene Ontology annotation, molecular function: extracellular matrix binding; collagen binding; calcium ion binding.
UUGGACCACAGUUGCAAAGGCCGCGGACGUACCUCAGUCGAAUGGUAGCCUCUUACAAGCUCGGUCUCCACACAACCAUGCCCCACAUGGCCGUCCGCUGCGCGUAAUAAUCCUGCCGACGUCGGCGACGUGUGCUCUCCAAAAGCAACACCUAAGACUCUUCUUCGCCUCGCCUAACCUCCAGACUGACACCGGUGAUGUAACGCUGCGUCCGGUCGUGCAUAAUUCCUAGUGACCCGAGUGACACACACCGCCGGCUGCUGCGAUUUAUUGUGUUGUUUUCGGUUUGUAGCUUCUCAAAGAAAUAGCAUGUGACUUGUUCGGCUGAGGAGGGCCUCGGCCCAUCGUAUAUUCAUAAGACUGUCUCAUCGAAAUGAAUGCUGCACUUGCCAUCAAACUUCGAUUGCUGCUCGUAUUCCAUCUGAUUUCCUUAUUACAUUUGACUUUCGCUGGUACCUGUUGGUCAGCCAUGGUGCGCAACCACAACGGGCGUUGCACCGAGCUACUCCACGAGAAGAUCUCCAAAGAGGAUUGUUGUGCAAGCCACUCUGUCACUACAUCCUGGUCGGUCGAAGAAUUCGACUCUGGCACGCUAUUUUUUUGGAGGGUCCUUGGUGGAGGAGUUGCCUGUUCCUCGUGUCGAGAUUCCUGUAAGGACGUAGAAUGUGGUGUAGAUAAAAAUUGUGUUGUUCGGAAGGGUAUACCAAAAUGCGUGUGUUCGUCGAAAUGCAAGGAAGGAAAACUACGGCCCAGGGGGGCGGUCUGCGGCACAGAUGGACGCAGCUAUCGAAAUAUCUGUAGUUUAAGGAAACAAGCUUGUCGCCGUAGGUCUAGUACUCUCUCGGUGGCCUACAAAGGCUUCUGUCAAAGUUCCUGUGAUAAAAUUAGUUGCCCGACUGGCAAGCACUGUUUACUGGAUCAAAAUCUGAUUCCGCAUUGUGUUAACUGCACAAAAAAAUGUCCGGAUGCUCCUAAACGCCGCCAAGUCUGCGGGUCGGAUGACCAAACGUAUCCCAGUGCUUGCCAUCUGCGUGAAAAAGCUUGCCAAAACGGCAAAGCCAUACCUAUUGCGUACAAGGGUCCCUGUCGAGCGAACGCGACCUGCAGCAAGGUACGGUGCCGAGAAAGGCAAUCGUGCCUAAAGGACCUGGAUACGGGAAUGCCCCGGUGUGUGACUUGCAGCAUGAGCUGUCGGCCACGACACAUGAACGGCCCCAUCUGCGGCACGAACAACAGCACAUACCAUACGUGGUGCCACAUGAUGCAGGACGCGUGUCAGAAGGGUUACGUCAUAGAUACCAAACACUCCGGCAAAUGCCAGAAGAAUACAAACAUUUGAUCGUCAACAAUCUCUUUAGAAUUUAAGGAACUGAAAACCAAAGAAUAGCUACAAUAUGGAUGUAAUGUUAAGAAAUUCCAAUGUUUUAUGUAUACAAAUAAAUGAUAGUUGAAAAGUAGCAAAUUUAAUAAUUCCAAAGUAGAAUAAUGUGUAUAAAAUAUACUCUUCAAUUUUUAAUUUAACACAUUAGUACUCCUGACAGUAUCGUUAAUUUAUUUAAAUACGAUUUAUGUUUUUACCGAAAAUAUAAUAAUUUGUAAACAUUAUUAAAUUACAUGAAUUUUUUAAUAAUCGCAUAGUGGAAAUUAUAAAUGUUUUUCUUUAUUUCGUGAGAUUUAGGAAGGAAUCAACUAUUGUAAGCUCUUACCAAUUAAAAAUAUAAAAUGCUACGAGUGAGCGUAUAAUAACAAAUACAGAAAAAUAGUUUCCGACUCAAAUCAUUUCUGGGCCUUUAUAAUACAGGAUUUUACCAGUUGGAUACUUUAAAAUCAUUUCAGUCUUUUAAAUAGGAACCUGUUCUUGUCUACGACUGUAAUUUUUAAAUACCCCAACCGUCUAAAUCUAGAAUUAUUUGUAUUUCAGAUUAAUGAAUUCUAUAUCAAAAAAUGUUAAUUGUUUCAAAAUUUAUUGUUUGGAUUUCAGAAAACAUUUACAUUUUAGAAAGUAAAUCGAUUUUCAGUAAAUAUAUUUGAAUGAGAUAUCAAUAAGAAAGCAAAAAAUUAUAUUAAUUAUAUUGGAAACAUUGGAAUUCCCAAUCUAAUCAAGGUCAAAAAUUAUUAUACAGAUUCAUUUAAAGGAAAAUUUUCAGAUUCUAUGUUUGAUGCCAAAUGCAACAUAGGUACUCUUGAUAAUUCUAAAUAUAAUAAAAAUCUUUAUCAGCUUCUUCUAAAGGCAGAAAUGGUCUGAUGAUUUUUUUAUUAAAAUAAUUUAUAAAGGUUAUUUUUUAAAUAUACAAUAAUAUACUAUUUAUAUUGAUAAUAAUAAUGGUUAGAACCCUUCAUAUGCCAGAUUUUAAGAAAAAUACAAUUUUUCUAAAUAUUUUACAAUGUUUCUAAAAAAAACGUUAUUUCCGACGUCUAAUUAUUCAGGAAAUUUUAGACCUCUAAUUUAAAGCAUUACUAAUAUUAUUACUGUCCGACAGUUACGCAUGUAUGAAUAUCGUAUGUUUGUGACACAAGUUUGAAAUUCACUUUAAUGCUUGUUAGUACCAUUUUUAGAACUCAUUUUGUAUUGCCUGAGGUUAUUUAUAGGUAUAUAGCACAUAGUUUUAAUUUGACCAGAUUUUUUUCUAAAAUACCUAUCUACCUUUACUGAAUUUUGAAAAUUAUGUAGAUACAGUCGAUACUAUUUGCAUUCUACAUGUGGAAAUGAUGUUAAGUCCAAAUAAUGUUUAAAUAUUACAUAGGUAUUUUGUUUUAUUAUGCCCAUUUAAUAUACACGUUUCCGAUAAUCUUGUACUUGACAAAAAUGGAGUUAUAUUUAGGCUAACUGAGGCUAUGUUAGUUUAAUGUUGGCACAUCCUCACGCAUCUAAAUUGGAAUUGAGCCAGAGUAGCAAAUUAUUAUUAAAUUACGAUCUUAAUGAAUGAAGCAAUCGUAGAACAGAGCCAACAAAAAUUUUGCGGAAUCCGUUGGGAAACCAAACUUCAGAACAUUAAUCAAAUUUAGAUUUUCGAAUAUCGCAAUUAAUUUAAAUUGAAUAAACAACAUUUGUACGUAAUUAUGAACGGAGUUUGUUGUGCCAAGUGGAAUUAAGCAAUGCAUAACAUCGUAAUGAGUAGGUUACCCUUUCAUAUUAAUGAUGUAUAUUUACAUACUUAAUUAUAUUUAAAAUUAAAACGUUCUAAAUGUAUUUUAAAGCUACUACAUUUUGAUAUCAAAUAUCCGUAUCUAAACUCGACGAUUUAAAAAUUCUACUGCGUUGACUAACCUGGCGCCACAAUAUUUGAAAACCGCCUCCACUUUCAUAAAAUAACGUUGUAUCUGUGGCGCCAAGAAAACAAACUGUUUUUUUUUAAUUUUCAUAUAUGAGUAAUAUUUUAUAUGAGAAUGAGUCAUUAUUUGUUUUUUGACUUCUGUGUUUACGUCUUUCAUGUUUCGAUCUGAAAUUUUAAAUAAAUGUAUUUUCUGGAAUCGUUCGGAAAUAUGUACUUUUUUGGACCAAAAUACCGUAUUCUAGUAUUUUAGUUUGUUGCUAAGCAACCAUUUGCAAAUAGUCCGGGAAAGUUAAGUUUCCCGUACCUUUUUUCUAUAUUUUACUCAUAAAUAUUAAAGUAUUCCACAUGUUAAACGUUUAUUAUAAUAUUUGUUUAUAUUUAUUACAACUAUUAAACAUUGGCUCGAAAUGUCGGCGACAUUAUUGCUGUUAACUAUUUCUUCUUCUUUCUGCUAUACUUACCUAGUUUAUUUGUAAAAGAUUCUUUUAUACCUAUACACACAUAUAACCUUCGGCAACGUUUGAAGAUUUCCUCCUCCUCUCUUUAAUGAAAUUUAAUUUGCCCCAGCAUUAACGAAAAUGGUCGCAGAGAAUCGACGGAAACGAUGUUAUGUAUUUAACUGCAUUUGGCAAAUUACAAAAUUUUGCGACAAUUUGAGGCAUUUUACCAAACUGAUUAUUUCUACUACUUGCCUGCAACCUUUCCCAUUUGAAUAUUUAAAGAAAGAGCGCCAACUUUCAAAAUUUUCUGUAUGGGAUGCAACAUAUAAUCUAUACAGUGGCAUAUGUUUCAUUUAUCACAAAUGAUCCUGUAUUUUAAUCAAACGCUUUGAUUCUAAAUCAUCUAUGUCAUUCAAAUUAAAUUGAUACACAUUGAUCAUGGCGACAUGCACCGGCAACAUUAACUAUUAAGGCAACCUAAAACGGGAAAACUUAUCCAAAUAUUUUAAAAUUUUCACAUCUAAACGUAUCUUAUUCAUUAAGUAUGUAUUAUCUGGUGCUUGAGUAAUAAACGUUUCAAAUUGUUAAUUUGACAAAACUUUUGUCUUCUUUGGUUUAUAAUUGAAGUUUCAAGAAGACACGUAAUUUCAAAUAUUUUGAAAUAAUUUAUAUAUCCCGAAAGGUAUUAAAUAGUUAAAAUAUCUCAUUGUUGUUAAAAGAGCUAUAAUUAGACUUCGACUAGAUUUUCAGAUUUAGUUUAUAAGGACUGUAUUUUUUAUUUCUGACAUUUAUAGUUGCGUGAUACCUUUUAUAAACAUCCUACACGCGCAUGAAACACAUCUAGUAAGCCCAUAUUGAGUAAAAACUGGUAGGUGCACCCAAUACAUAAAAUUGCGAGCCCAAAACCUAUUAUUGUUUAUUUGCUGAUAUUUUUCAGGGUUUGUAUUUGCCCUGGACCUAUGUCAAAUUUUCUGUGGACGCCCAUGGUCAAAAGUUUUAUAUUUUGGAAAAUAUGAAUUAACUUAGCACUAUUUACUAGUUAUUAAAUACUACUGAAAGUUAUUAUGAAGUUAUACACCAACAGCCUAUGAAAGUUAUUUCAUUACUUGUACUAAAAGUCGAUUUCUUGCUGUUGAAAGUUCUAUAUAAGUGCGAACAGAUUUAUACUUACAUAUUUUUUUAUAAUUCAAGCCGACGUAAUCAACAUACCUGUUUAGUUAAGAAUACGGUUAAAUACGAAAUGUAAACAAAUGGUUUUAUUUAUUGUGCUAUAUUAAAAUAAUCUGUGUAUUUGCAUUUAAACUUCAGGCUCUCAGACAACAAACAACAUCAAUUUUACCGACGUAAACUUAUACAGAAAACGUGUUCGGAUAAAUAAAUAGAGAAUUAAGUAAAUUGUCCAACUUUGGUUGGAAUGUCACUGAAAUUAUCAUAAAAUUCAUAUGGAUGCACUGGAAUGCAUAACGUGAAUUUUGACCUGUUGAGCGACAUUCAUUGUGGCGAAAAUAUUCCCCGGUCUUAUGAAUUACCCAAAUCAGGCACUACUAUAAUGUUUCCUCCUAUAUUUAGUCAAAUAAAGUUUCAUAACUUUAUUGACGUUCUGCUCGUAUCGUGACUGUUACGAUUAUUUCAGAAUAUUUAUGAAAAAUGGACGAGUAUACGUGGAUUGAAUAAAAUAUGAAGACGGCAAUAUUAUCCGAUAUAAAAAUUGUUGGAAUAAUCUAAAUAUUGUGCUUUUCUUGUCGUUAUUAAAGAAACCUUGGCAAAGCUUUUCGGUCUAUUUCAGUACAAAUUUGAUAAAUUUUUUAUUCCUUCAUACUUUUCGACCAAAAAAAAACAGUUUGAAAGAACAAUUACAUUACAUAAUGCAUCCACCAGAGAGGUGAGAAUAUUUCGGGCCCAUGUUCAUAACCCUACCACUAAUCCAUGUGCAUACUGAUUGAGAAAAUAUUACCCACAUAUAAACUGUUGAUUUUUUCACAUUUUCAAACAGUAUUGUACGUAUGUUUGACUCAAUUUGUAGGAUAGCUGCCAGGGCUAUAUGUAUUACAUUAUUUAGAAAAAAAUGUUAGAAAAACUAAACGUUUUUCACGCCGUAUGUUAGUACCGAAGCAUUUGUGGAACUAUUUAUUUAUUUAUUUAUUUAUUUAUUUUUCAUAUUCAAGGCAUGAAAAGGCAUGAAAUUUUUGGUCUGGUCUACCAACUAGUAAAUUUUUGUACGCUCACACUGGGACACCCUGUAUAAAGACUGGUAAGAGCUUACAGUCAUAUUCCUUCAUCAAAAUAGAAAUACAGAUUCACAUAGAUUACCUAUUCAAAUUCUUCUUCGCUGUAUUUAAUUUCUCACAAUAAGUCAUCUUUUUUAAAUAAGUUUUUGUAAAAUAUGAGGCAUACAAGGUUAGUAAAAUUUUGGCUUUCCGUAACACUGAAAUAAUAAAAGCAUAUGAUUGUUGUCGAUUUAAAUUUACAGGAUUAUGAGCAGGUAAUUUUUUGAUUAAAAAUGCAGUUGAAACUCAGAACUAUAUGGUCAGGAAAAGAACAGAAAAUAUUGCAAAACCCACUACCGUUGUUAAUUGAAGCAACAUUAAAUAUAUUAUUAAAAAAUGGUUCACUUGUCUGGCUAUACUGUCUAAAUGAAAUUUAGGCUACAUGGAUUUUCUAGUCUGAAAUAACCUUUCCUGUCGUACAAUCUACCUACUUUUCACGAAUUACAACACAAGUAUAUUAUGUCACAAAUAGUUUUUAUAACCGUAACUACACUUAAUUUAACUGUAACUUAAUAUUUUAUAUGUAAAUAUAUUUAGUAAUAUUAACUGAACUGUUAACUAGUUAGAACGCUAUAUGUAAUAGUUAUGAAAUUUAGCUGGUACCAAAAAUUUACUGAUUUUAUUAGAAUAAAGAACCUCAUUUGGUUUAGUUGAAUAUUUAUACUUACUAUUCAAAACGAUCUAUAUUCUUGUUUAAUCUUAUAUAAUUUGUUGUCUUUUUGUACAGUAUUUAAUUAUAAUAAAAGCAUAUUUUUGUAUUGUUAUUUUUAAUAAGAUUUUGUGUAUUAUUAUCAUUAUUAUUAUUAAUUAUUAUUAUGUAUUACCUACCUAUUAG